UCAAAAACAAAUAAACAUUAAAAAAAAAAUGAAGUGUAAAUGAAUAUGAAACCUUGCCGGCGGGCAGUUUGGAAACACAUACCAACCCUUUAAGAAUGUUCAUUCCUUUUUACCCAGUAAUUCUACUUCCAGGAAUCCAUCCUAAGGAAACAACCAAGAUGAAUCAUUUUGUUUCCCAACGCACACGUGAAAUGAUAGCAUGUCCAUUAUGAUGCUGUGUUGCGGUUGCGUCAUAAUGUACGUUUAGUACGUGGCAUCAAGUGGGGGCCAGUUCAUGAUAAAACGCUAAACUAAAAGAAGUCCAAAAAAAUAUCUAUAUGAUAUGUACAUACGUAUCGUAACAGACUGUGGUUUCUGUGGGUGGUUGGAUUCUGAUUUUCUCGUCAUCUUUUUCUCUGUUUUUACAAUCAGCACUUAUUAAUUUUAUAAUCAGAAAAAAAACCUCUGUGUCUUUUGGUUUGUGUGUGGUUGAUGCUGUUUCCAAGGCGCGCAGGGCGGCGGGGAUCCCUCGGCAGGAUCUCCUGAAGACGGCCUGCCCGGCCGAGAUAGCCAGGAACGCUAACGGGUCUUCGCCGCCCGGGAGCCGGCGGUUACUAAGCCGCGAGGUGGCGCGGCUCCUCGGAGGAGCGGCGCUGCCCAGAGCGCAAGUUCGAACACCCUCGGGAGGGUGGCGCGGGCGGGGGCAGUCCCCGCAAACAAGUGUCGCCAUGCCGCCAGCGGAGAAAUUCUCCCACAAGGUCUCCUGGGGUGGUUCGUCGCCCAAGCAGCCCAGGGCUUCCGGCCCAGACCGGGACUCCGCUUUCUCACUCACCUCCUCGCUUCCAACCCUCCACUUGCGCUACAACUCUAACCCGGAUGAGUGGGACAAGAGGGCCAUAGGGAGCUACUACGAGUUGUACGCGGCGGCGCUGGGCAACCUGGAAUGGUUGCGGUUCUGUCUGAGUCGGCACCGUGAGGAAAUCCCGGCAGAUGACAAGGGUUUCACUGCCAUCCACUUCGCAGCCCAGAGUGGCAAGCUUGCAUGCCUGAAGGUCUUGGUAGAGGAGUACAAGUUUCCCGUGGACCUGACCACCAACAAUGGCCAGACACCCCUGCACCUGGCCAUCCACAAGGACAACAAGACCAUGAUCCUCCCCUGCAUUCACUACCUGCUUAAGCAAGGGGCGGCCCUUAACAUUCAGACGUGCAAUGGCUCCACACCCCUCCACCUGGCGGCCUGCCAGGGCCUGCUGAAAUGUGUGAAGGUCCUGGUGCAAAAUGGGGCCGAUGUCCAUGCCCGAGAUGCCAUGGGCUGCAAACCCAUCGACUACUGCAAAAUAUGGAAUCACCGCGACUGUGCCAGGUUCUUGAAGGAUGCCAUGUGGAAACGGGACAAGAAGGACUUUGCUUGUGAGAUGGGGAAAUUGAAGACGCUCAAGGACCAGCUGGCCCUCAUGGAACAGGACUACCUGACUGAGUAUCAAAAAGAGCACCAAAUUCUGAGAGAAGCUAAUUUCAAGAAGUGGCUCCACUGCAAGCAGCUGCGCCGAGGCCAAUCCCUGAUCCGGACCGCCAAGCGAGAGCCUUGUAACCCACGCCAGGCUAUGGCCCUCUCCAAGGCCACCAAGUACCAGGGACUGAGGCCUCCCAAGAGCUUCUACCCCUCCCCAGAGGCGCGCCUGCGAGAGACACUGCGGCCCAAGCUGCAGCCCUUGAGGACACACACGCCCAUCUACAUGCAGCCCAUGGUCAGGCGGCCCAAGUCAUGGAAUGUUAGCAACAAUCCUGCCAGAUCACCCACCACCCAGAUCGGCUACACGCAGGGCAUCCGCCUGGGUGUGCAUCCAGACCCCAGCUCAGAGCAUGACUUCCGCAGCUUCCUCAAGGUGAUGUCCGACAGGCACGGUAGUGCCAAACUGUGCACAGUGGCCGGCAACCAGGUGGCACCUGUGCCCCAGCUGCCUUUCGAGGUGAUAGUCCAAGAGCUGUACCCUUCGGUGCGGCCAUACAGGAUGAAAGUGCCCCAGGGCUUUUGCUCUGUCAGCAUGAAGGAUGUGCCCCAGAAGUGGCACUUGGGUGAUAACAACUUCUGGACUGACGCUCUGGCCAUGAACCUGCGCGAGACAUUUGAUGAAGCCUUCCUGGCAGCUGUGCAAGCCCAUCAAAGGCUCCCCACUCGACACUACCUGAAAAGUCCCCCAUAAACUUAUUUUGGUAGGCUCUCUACCUGAGGCAGCCCAACGGAGGCUGAGAUGUGAUUCAUGGUGUGGACGGAGGACAGGGAGAAAAGUGCCCACAGGCUUCCCACUCUCCAGCACAAAGAUCUGAGCUUCUCUCAACAAAAGCCUAUAUCCCAGGUCUCCCUUCUCCACAAAGAAAUUUCUUGGACCCCCUCCCCCCCCCCCCCAGGAGAUUUAAGUUAGGGCAAAGGCCUCAGAGUGGGUAUCAGUCUCUAUCCUGGGCCCUAGCAUUGUAAAAGUGACACUUGGGUGUCCCCAAUACCUCCCCUCCCUCUCAGCCCACCAGGAACAAGGCUUCCAGGAUGAGGUACCGCUGGAAAAUUCUGCCUCCUGUUCAGAUUAAGUCCUUCAAGGUUUCUGUAGAUCAGGGAGGCACAAGCAGCAUAUCUCGGGGGAAAGGAGGGAGGACAUGUGGCUUCAGUUCGAGACUAUAGAAGCACUUGCACUUCCUCCAGGUAGCUAUCCUGGGUCCCCUGC
Molecule: messenger RNA, 2696 nt
Organism: Prionailurus viverrinus (fishing cat)
Lineage: Eukaryota; Metazoa; Chordata; Mammalia; Carnivora; Felidae
Gene: ANKRD53
Product: ankyrin repeat domain 53
Exons: 6
Coding region: 708-2183 (491 amino acids)
Biological process (GO): positive regulation of microtubule polymerization; mitotic metaphase chromosome alignment; regulation of mitotic spindle organization
Cellular component (GO): spindle pole
Molecular function (GO): protein binding
Source: RefSeq, a predicted model, not a curated record